AUGAAAGGGUCGCAUCGGGAGCCGAGAGAAUUAAUGAGAAGAUGGGCAGGAGUCGCUGCAUUCGAGCUUGAAGCACUGGUUCAUCAUGGCCAGGGUGAACUUGGCCUCGGCGUCGCUUCUCUCUCCUGGCAUGUGGCCGAAUCAUUACUCACCUCCGCGAUGCCGAACCAGCAGGCCUUUUUGCAGCACACGCAUGGCAUGCCAGCCUCCUCCUGUGGGGUGCACACGUUUGGCAUGAUGGAUGAAGCCGCAUCAGCUAGAAGAGGUGAAGCUCUCCCGACCACGCCCAUCGGCGCCGAGAAGCUCCUCCCAUUUUUGGGUGGAGCAUGA
Messenger RNA from Caenorhabditis remanei, 330 nucleotides. RefSeq lists its product as uncharacterized. Lineage: Eukaryota; Metazoa; Nematoda; Chromadorea; Rhabditida; Rhabditidae. The transcript has 3 exons. Bases 1 to 330 code for a protein of 109 amino acids. The record is from RefSeq and is a predicted model, not a curated record.